AUGGGACAUUAUAGAGUUAUAGAAGUAUGCGACCUUGAACCAUUCAAAAAGAAGAAAAAACUUAAAUUGAGCAAAAUAAGUGGUGGAUCUUCAAUUCAUAUCUACAAUUCAACAUUAUUGGGAAACUCAUUGUCAGGAAACUCUCUAGGGAUUGAGAACGUUGCUGGAACUGUUAAUGUUGAGUCUGGGAGUGAAAGACAUAAAUUGGUAGGCGAAAAGAAGAUCACUGGAUCCUUAAAUGACUCUUCCAAUCACUUUCCUGAACAUACCGAUAGUAGUGAAAACAAGAAUGACAAGAGUGAAAGUGAAGCAAUUGUCUUCGAGUUGGAUGAAUUAAAAAAAGCGGAUAGAGUCUCAAUCAAGGAACGAGUGGAUCGUAAACACAAUUUAAUGUCAAGAAAGUUCAAAGAAUACCAAAUGCAAUUAAUAAAAAAUGUAGUAAAUGGUUCAAUAAUCGUGUUGAUUAGACCAUGUCCAUAUUCUACUUUUACCACAUACGAAUGGGAUCAAGUAGUCAAUACUAAUCCUUACGCUGUCAAAAAAUCGAUUUUGACUGGCCCCCUUUCGCCCUCAUUAUAUGAAGUUUGCAGUCAUAUUGCAAUGGGCUUAGAUUAUAAUUUCGUAUCAAAUGAUGAAAGUGAUUUGGAUAAUAAAGCUAGUAAUAAAGAUGAAGAAUAUGAUGAUGAUUAUGGUAGACAGUUAUGUUAA
Molecule: messenger RNA, 708 nt
Organism: Entrophospora sp. SA101
Lineage: Eukaryota; Fungi; Glomeromycota; Glomeromycetes; Entrophosporales; Entrophosporaceae
Source: the annotation of a GenBank genome assembly